Molecule: messenger RNA, 2605 nt
Organism: Hyla sarda
Lineage: Eukaryota; Metazoa; Chordata; Amphibia; Anura; Hylidae
Gene: CLPTM1L
Product: CLPTM1 like
Exons: 18
Coding region: 203-1819 (538 amino acids)
Cellular component (GO): membrane; endomembrane system
Source: RefSeq, a predicted model, not a curated record
UUCAAUAUGGCCGCCCAUUUUGACUGCACAUCACGUGGUUAGACCUGCCUACGUCACUUCCGGGUCCGGCUGUCUGUCUUCCUGGUUUCUGUGCUGUCCCUCUCGGUUAGAGAGAGAUGCUAUAUACCGGCGAUAGGUCUUUUCUUUCUCUAUCAAUUUUGGCUACCAAAUUGCUUUCCUUCUACACCUGUCUCCAUCUACGAUGCUAAACAAAAGCUCCUUCACUACCCUAGUGGUUGGUGUGUUUAUUGUAUAUGUUGUUCAUACCUGCUGGGUAAUGUAUGGCAUCGUCUACACAAAGCCCUGUGAAAGCCACAGUGACAACUGUAUCAAGCCAUAUUUAUCUAAGAGACCGAAGCUCCAGUUAAGUGUAUAUACUACCACAAGGACUAGUAUUAGCGCUGAGAAUAAUGUCGAUUUGGUUUUAAAUGUUGACAACUUUGACGUAGAGUCAAGAUUUGAAAGAACUGUGAAUGUAACUGUUCCAAAGAAAACCAGGAAUAAUGGGACGUUGUAUGCCUAUAUAUUUCUACACCAUUCUGGAGUCUUACCCUGGCAUGACGGCAAACAGGUGCACAUAGUGAGCCCACUAACUACUUACAUGAUUCCUAAGCCUGAAGAGGUUAAUCUUAUCACAGGAGAAACGGGCACCCAGCAAAUUGAUACCGAAAAGAAAGAAUCCAAUGCUUUGGAUGAACCAGUCUCUCAUUGGAGGUCCCGGCUCACUCUGAAUGUUAUGGUGGAGGAUUUCAUUUUUGAUGGCUCUUCGCUACCUGCUGAUGUUCAUAGAUAUAUGAAAAUGAUACAGUUGGGAAAAUCUGUUCAUUAUCUUCCCAUAUUAUUUAUUGAUCAGCUAAGUAAUCGAGUAAAGGACUUGAUGAUGAUAAACCGCUCCACCACAGAGCUUCCCCUUACUGUUUCCUAUGACAAAAUAUCUUUGGGAAAACUUCGCUUUUGGAUUCAUAUGCAAGAUGCUGUUUACUCUUUGCAGCAGUUUGGUUUCUCUGAAAAAGAUGCAGAUGAAGUAAAGGGGAUUUUUGUGGACACCAACCUUUAUUUUCUAGCUCUUACCUUUUUUGUAGCUGCUUUUCAUCUUUUAUUUGAUUUCCUAGCAUUUAAAAAUGACAUCAGCUUUUGGAAAAAGAAGAAGAAUAUGGUUGGGAUGUCCACAAAAGCAGUAUUGUGGCGUUGCUUUAGUACAGUCGUAAUUUUCCUCUUUCUUCUGGAUGAACAAACCAGUUUAUUGGUAUUAAUUCCUGCUGGCGUUGGAGCUGUAAUAGAGGUGUGGAAAGUUAAGAAAGCCUUGAAAAUCACAUUCCAAUGGAGAGGUCUGCUUCCAGUAAUCCAGUUUGGAACCUGCAGUGAAUCAGAAAGGAAGACUGAAGAGUAUGAUACUCAGGCUAUGAAAUACCUUUCUUAUUUAUUAUACCCUCUGUGUCUGGGUGGAGCAGUCUAUUCACUUUUAAAUAUAAAAUACAAAAGCUGGUAUUCUUGGCUGAUCAACAGCUUCGUGAACGGUGUUUAUGCAUUUGGAUUCCUCUUUAUGUUGCCUCAGUUAUUUGUAAAUUAUAAGAUGAAGUCUGUGGCACAUUUACCAUGGAAAGCGUUCACGUAUAAAGCAUUUAACACAUUUAUUGAUGACAUAUUUGCCUUUAUUAUAACCAUGCCAACAUCACACAGACUAGCAUGUUUUAGAGAUGAUGUGGUCUUUCUCAUUUACUUGUACCAAAGAUGGCUUUAUCCUGUGGAUAAGACUAGAGUAAAUGAAUAUGGGGAAUCCUAUGAAGAAAAACCAAAACGGAAGCCACAUAUAAACUAAAUUUCAUUGAUAUGGACUACCUUAUCUCUUACUUGAAAGAUAUGGUGUGCAAUGAAGAAAAUAGUGAAGUUAUCAAUGAGUAUUUUGAAUGCUGUGGCAAACCUAUCUGGACAUUGUACUGUCCCUGUUGCCAAAAUCCUAAAAUGUGUUUCUUAAAAAAAAAAAAGUUUCCCACAGCUUUCCUUUUGCUUUUGUCUUUAAUUUAUUUUAUACCAGGCAAAAUGGAGUUACCAGAAAUAAAAAACAAACAGUAAUACUGUUUAGUUUCCUAUUUAAGAAAGAAAAAAUUCCAUGUACAAAGACUGCUUUCCAUCCAGAGACUAUAUGCAUUCCUCAAUAUUUGGGACUUUGGUACACUGAAGCUCUGGCUGACUGUAAAUAAUAGUUAAAAAUAGGUAGUUAAAGGUAGCGAAUUACGUCAUCAACAUUCCGUUGCUCUUAUCUACAUGAUAUGUAGAAAACAUGCUAUAUCAAAACUUGAAAGAAACAAAAGUUUUAUCAAGAAAUGGACAACUGGGGUCUUAGCUUGAAGUAAUAUGCAUUUAAUAUGACACUUUGCAUUACUGUUGAAAUGAUGUGCAUCGGUUCUGGUUUUCCUCACUUCAUAAGCAUGUUAUGACUGGAGCAGCAUGUUUUUAGAUAAAUGUUUUGACUAUUACCUGGAUAAUAACUGUCAUUUACUGUUCUUUACUUUAAAGGGAUCCUUUUAUUUAUUUUUAUCUUUUUAUUUCUUGUUCAAAAAAAAUCUAAUUACCGUAUUUAUCGGCGUAUAACACGCACUUUUUA